GUAAUUUUACGCGGACACAUUGCUUUUUCUCCAUUCUGAUGACGGAUGACUGCUCUGGUAUAGUAAGUCCUGAAAACCGGACUAUGAACACUGGUGAUGAGCGAAAUGCCAAAAGCAGUACUGAAGUGUCAGAAGGUGUGGCGUCUGUUAAUGAAGCUCCAGACUAUUUAGGUAGCUUCAAUAUCGAUACAGGCGGUGAAGCAGAAGGAUCCAGUAUGCCCCAUUACAUAGUCAAUUUAAAUAUGUAUAACACUACCACUAAUAUGGACUCUUUGACUACAUUACCAAUUCACGGUCAAGUUCCUGGUAUCGGAGAAUCAUCUGCCUCACUUUCAACUCCUGAUAUGAAUUCGCCCAUCAGUAUGAACGAUAACGUUGGUUUGAUGUGUGGCGCUAAUUCUACCGGACGAGCACACCAGUUUUUCACACCAACUAUGCGUUCAAAAGCACGUGGCCGUGGACGAUUUUCUUCUGUUCCAUUAGAUGAUGUAAUGGAGAAAAAAAUAAGGACAUAUGAAGGAAAGGAUUGUGUACAGGAGCUAGGGAAGCUGUUAAAAUUGUUUCCUCGCUUUAAGAGGGCUUACAUCAAUCGAGUUUUCACUCGUAAUAUGCUUAGUUAUGAGAAGAGUUAUGAACAGUUAAAAGAAGAAGAUGAUCGAGAGCGUGAAAGAUGCGCGAAGGUUCGUCUUAUUCAAGCACCAAAGGUUGAGUCCAAACGAUCAACAGACUCGAAAACUCACACUCGCCCGGAAUUGCCUCUUCAGUCACAAGCUUUCCUCUGUAUGGGACUGCCUUUGGGUCGUUGCCCUCCCCAUGUUGCUAACUCACUGUAUCGCCGAGUUAUUGUUACACCUGAAGGCACUGUUGAGUCUGCCGAUGAACAUGAACAGAAGUUUUUAGAUUCUACAGGUUUAUCAAGUUCUGUACUGGAAACACCAUCCCUCCAUUGUGAGCCAUCGCGUCCUAAACCAUCAUUAUUCACUGGACUGAAAGUAUCACCUAUGUCAACUAUCUUGCCUCCAAUUAACCAACCAUUUGAAUUGAGACAGUCUCCACCUAGGCCAGCUGGAGAGCAAUUGUUAACAUUGGAAAACGAUGCUGAAACAUCGAAUUCCGAAGAGACAGCUAUUCAGCAAUCAGGCAACCGAUUCUUUCGUACAGAUCAUGUUGGCGAGGCACAAAAAAAGAAACGUGGGUACAUUAACCGUGAGAUGCGAACUGCCACUGUUAGUACACCUGUUAGUCGAACCAGCAUAACUGCAUCUGCAGCGAAAUCUGACUUGGAUAGUGAUGAUUCGAGUAAGAAGUCAAGGGAUGCUGUUAAAUAUCUGGCUAAAGUUGGUGUUGUAAGCAAUUCAGUUAAUCGUAAACGACCUGCACGUCGUGGAAAAACAACUCGUCAACAAUUAACAACUGAAGUUCAGGGUGUUGUUAAUAACGAAACAAAUAAUUUACCUAUUGUUGAGGUUGUUACAGAAGAUGAUGGUCUUGACUUGACGACUGAAGAACGCCGUCACCUUCUAUCCUUUUUCAACGAUGCUGUAUUGGAAGAACUCACUCUGAUGCCAGGCUGUUCUCGAAAAACCGCACAGGCUAUUAUCAAUAUGCGCCCGUUUAAAAAUACAAAAGACUUGGUUACUCAACUGUCAGGAGUUCGCCAUCUUUCCUCCAAUUUGUAUGAGUGUUGUAAAGAUAUUUUAGAAGUUCGUUCUUCAGUUAUCCGUUUACUGAAUAAAUGUGAGCGUCUAACUGAACAGGUUGCUAGUCAUGCAGCACGUUUACUGGAAAAUGCCAUUGAUUUACCUGAAAAUGCUUUGACCGAUCAAAAUCGAUCUGAUGGCGUUGAUCAUGAGCAUGAUGACUUCUCCAUAAACAAAGCAAAUGGUAAUCUCGUUCAACUAGUGACCCAGCAACCGGCUAUUUUAAACCCCUUGCGUGAGUUGAAGCCCUAUCAACUUGUUGGCCUUAACUGGCUUCGUCUACUACACCACGAACAAGUCAAUGGAAUAUUAGCAGAUGAAAUGGGCCUAGGAAAAACAGUUCAAGCUAUCGCUUUUUUAGCUAGCCUUUGGGAAAGUGGGAAUCGUGGACCACAUCUUAUCAUUUGUCCAAGUUCAACUCAAGAUAAUUGGCAGCGUGAAUUAAGUCUUUGGUGUCCUCACUUAAAAGUGCUUGUUUAUCAAGGAUCUGCAGAACAACGAAAGGCAAUCCGCUUAAAAAUUUAUGAAUCUGAGUCUCAACCAGAUUUUAAUGUAUUGCUAACUAGCUAUGCUGUUGGUACAAGUGCUAUUGAAGACAGGGCUCUAAUGAAACGCGUCAACUUCCAUUAUGGCAUUUUUGACGAGGCACACAUGCUAAAAAAUAUGACUUCUCAACGUUAUCGAAAUCUGAUGAAUUUCAAAGUUCAACGACGUUUACUUCUUACAGGUACACCUCUUCAAAACAACUUGUUGGAGCUAGUAUCCCUGUUAUCAUUUGUUAUGCCGGAAAUGUUCUUGAAAAGCACUGAUCUGCUAAAAAGAAUUUUUCAGAUUUACUCAAAACCUAUGAAUUCUCGUAACGAAGAUCAGUCAGUUGACAAUAGUCCUGUCCGAAGCAGUUUUGAAGAAGAACGCUUGGUUCAAGCUAAAAACCUGCUGCAACCAUUUUGUUUACGACGAUUAAAGUCACAGGUCCUUGGGCAACUUCCUCCAAAAACUAGUGAAGUGGUUUUAGUACCAAUGACAAAGUCCCAAUCAACUCAUUACCACGAUCUUGUUAAACGAUUACGUUCCCAGCGAUCAUUAAAAGACACAAACAACAAUGGUCAAGAUCCGUCACUUCUUUCGAAUAACGAAUGUGAAGAUGGUGAUGAAAAUGCUGAUCCGGAUGCUAGUGAUUUGGAUAGUGAAUGUACAUCAGGAAAGAAGGCCCGUUUAGAUAUUUCUGUUACAGUAAAUGGGACGAAAUCACUUCCAGUCACUUCUAAAUCAAUUUCUGAGUCUCUCCAGUCACCGUGCAAUAUGGUUACAGCGUUACGCAAGGCAGCAAAUCACCAGGCUCUUUUCUCUGGUCUUGCAUACACAGAUUCUAACCUUCGAGAUAUUGCAGAUUCUUUGCACCUAGAUCCAAGUCAUUCUAAUUCUGAUCCUAAUCUUAUCUAUGAAGACCUACAGGCAAUGAGUGAUCAUCAGAUACAUAAACUUUGCCAAUUUUAUGAGGUUUUAUCACCAUACACUCUCUCACCUGAAUCUAUUAUUUCUGGAUCCGGAAAAAUCCAAUGGUUAAAUGACAAUUUACCGAAAUUGAUCUCUGAAGGACAUCGUAUUUUGAUUUUUAGUCAAUUUGUCAUCAUGUUGGAUAUACUAGAGGAAUUUUUACGGAUAACUAACAGGCGUUAUGUACGAAUGGAUGGAUCAACUCCUGUAUCAGAGCGACAAACAUUAAUAGAUCGUUUUAACAGCUCAUCGAUUGAAGUUUUCCUGUUAUCAACACGUGCUGGAGGCCUGGGUAUUAAUUUAACUGGUGCAGAUACUGUCAUUAUACAUGAUAUCGAUUUCAAUCCGUAUAAUGAUCGACAAGCAGAGGAUCGCUGUCAUCGACUUGGUCAGAAAAAUCCUGUUCACGUCAUACGACUGAUCUCUGAAGGCACUUUAGAAGAGGGUAUGCUUCGUAUUGCAUCUGAGAAGUUACAAAUGGAACAAGAUGUGACCGGUUGUACAACUGAAUGCAACACGGAACAAACUGAAGAAGCUGAAGAUGCUACUCGUGUUGGUCCCCAGAGUAGAAGGUCAAAGUCAACUAAUCCUGUACCAUGCUCCAGUCUAGAUGGUAUGACAGAAAACGAAAAUGUUUUUAAAGUCCUUGGUAAUUGGAAUUCAACUGCCUCGGAUCUCAGUUUAUCCAUUGUGAAUUCUAUAUCGUCCAAUCGAAUUAGUGAACGAGAUGUUCGCUCCCUUCUAUCAGAUGCUUUAAAAUUGUAGCUAUAAACAUUUUUCUACUUCUAAAUAUUCCACAAUCCCUUCAAGACAAAGACCCAUUUUUACACUUGUUAUAAUUACUGUUUUCACUCCCAUCGUUUCCUUUUAUUAUUCCAAUGAAUUCAGUGGUUUGAAUAUUUCUGCAUUGAUAUAAAUAAACUUUAUCAUGAACUCGUACACAGAAAUUAUCUGAAUUCAGUUUUUGUGAAUAUUAUAGGAUGAUGAUGAUUAUUUCACAAAGACACCCAAAAACAAAGUGAAAUUUGUCUUCAUUCUCUACCCAUGUAAAUUGACUCCACUUUUUGGUAAAAAAAAUAUUCUAAAUUUUACCUGUGUAUCAUUUUUGUUUUUCCAAAAUCUAUUUUUGCCUAAUUUGUUAUUUUUUUCUAAUUACUUUUGCGCUUCGGUUUUUAUGUUUUCGUCUAUCUUAUUGAAUAUCGCACGUACAUUGCAUUAGUAUAUUAGUAAUUACUAUGUGAAUUUAAAACGUUCUACAGGUUCGUAUUCGUUACACAUUUGUGGUAAUUUAUGAAAUCGUGUCAAUGUCUGUAAAUAUAUAUAUGUGUGUGCGUGUGCGUCUGUGCACACACACUAAGUCGUAAUUAUGAUUGGACUAGUGAUGAGCUACAAAUCAUAAUAGUAGGUCUUAACCGUCCAUUAGUCAUUUUAG
Messenger RNA from Schistosoma turkestanicum, 4629 nucleotides. The record is from the annotation of a GenBank genome assembly. NCBI's taxonomy places the organism in Eukaryota, Metazoa, Platyhelminthes, Trematoda, Strigeidida, Schistosomatidae.